Molecule: messenger RNA, 638 nt
Organism: Gambusia affinis (western mosquitofish)
Lineage: Eukaryota; Metazoa; Chordata; Actinopteri; Cyprinodontiformes; Poeciliidae
Product: gamma-crystallin M1
Exons: 3
Coding region: 38-574 (178 amino acids)
Biological process (GO): visual perception; lens development in camera-type eye
Molecular function (GO): structural constituent of eye lens
Source: RefSeq, a predicted model, not a curated record
GUUGAAACAUCCCCUGGGAACAAUCUAAGACUCCACCAUGGGCAAGAUCAUCUUCUACGAGGAGAAGAACUUCCAGGGUCGCUCCUAUGAGUGCCUCAGCGACUGCUCUGACAUUUCCUCCUACCUGGGCAGGUGCCAGUCUUGCAGGGUGGAGAGCGGCUGCUUCAUGAUAUAUGAGCGUCCCAACUACAUGGGCAUGCAGUUCUUCCUGAGGAGAGGAGAAUACCAUGACAUGCAGCGCAUGAUGAGCAUGGGUAUGAUGUUCGACUCCAUCAGAUCCUGCAGAAUGAUCCCCCAUCACAGAGGAUCAUUCAGGAUGAGGAUCUACGAGAGGGAGAACUUUGGUGGUCAGAUGAACGAGCUGAUGGAUGACUGUGACUCCAUCAUGGAUCGCUACCGUAUGUCUGACUGCAUGUCCUGCCAUGUGAUGGACGGCCACUGGCUGAUGUACGAGCACCCUCACUACAGAGGCAGGAUGAUGUACAUGAGGCCUGGAGAGUACAGGAGCUUCAUGAACAUGGGCAUGAGUGGAAUGAGGUUCAUGAGCAUGAGGAGGAUCACUGAUAAUUGUUAGACUUCUAAAACGAGCAAAUAAAAAUAAUGUAAUUCACUGCCACACAUUCAGUUUCUGUUUGUCU